AUGCCGUUCUGUGUGGCACUCAAGCAAUCCACUGGCGUGUAUCGCGCCUACUCAAUGCCUGACGAGGUGUUCCAAGAGGUUGCCACUACUGGUGAUGCGAUGGAACGCUUCAUAAUGCGCGACCCGGAUGAGAUUGCGCGUCUUCUUGACGCUACCCAGUCACGGGAUGAUCUGGCAAAGAUUGGAGCAAAAAUGGGAGUGCGGAUAAAAAGCCGUGACAUAAAGGCCAGACGUGUUUGGUUGGUCGCUGAAAAGCUCGUGGAGGGGCUGGAGGCGAAUCCUCCACUCACCGACGACACCAAGGGCGUGCAUGAAGACAUUGACGACCUCUGUUCUUACGACAAGAUGUUGCUCUCUAAGCUGUUGAUUUCCAUCGUUGGAGGUGAUGACAAGAUGCGUCAGGAAAUCACGGCCCUCAUUCAGUCCGAGGCAUCCCAUGUCUUGAACUCCGUGAUUGAGAAGCUCUUUGCCGACGACAAGCCUGAGAUUUCCAUCAUGAAUGCUAAGGCGGUUCUGGGCUACAUUAACGAGAAAGUGAAGGAGGAGAUUGAAGCGCUAAAGCAGGGAGAUGAAACACCUUUGGGCUUUGACGACCUCCACCUCAACGUGGAGGGCGAGACCAUUCUCAAGUGUUCUCUCUACCUUGAGCGACGCCACCAUUGCGAUGUGUUCUUUGACAAGACGACUCCCGCGAAGAAGCUCUACGACGAGUUUGAGAAGCAGACUGGGCUAACACCUGACCAGUUUUCCUUCAAGUGGGACACCGAAGAGGGGGCAUCAACCCUCAUGAUUUAUGACCAUCUUGGCUCGUAUGCGCUCCCCGGCCAGAGGUUCUACAUCCAGCUCAAAAUGUUGGGUGGUGCUAAGCCGACCAUCAAGCUCAUCAAGAAGGAGCUUUCAUCAAAGUCUUCGGCGAUGCAGGUGAAGACGAAAGAUGUGCAGACCAACGCCACCAUCGUUCAGAAAUACGACAAGACACCUGACAUGUCCAUCAAGACCCUUAUCACCGAAGGCAAGGCUAUUGCAGAGAAGCUUUACGUCUCCUCCCAGGGCAACCCCGACAAGACGCUUGAGGAAAUGCUGUCCAAAUUGGACUCCGAUACAUUAGACGGCUCGCUCUUUGAGUUCAAGACAACGAAACCGGAUGCUCGUGUGUCUGAGUUCUCGGAUAAGCUCUUGAACGGCUACGUUUCCCAGCUCAUUGAAGCAAAAGAAGCCUUGGAUGACACUUUGAGCUCCGUUGCUUCGGUUGCUCAGCUCGUGAUUCUUGGUUCGGCGAUGAAGGACAAUGGCAACAUGGAUUGGGCGAAGCUCAAGCAAAUGGCAGAGAUUGAGACCAAGCUUCGUGCGAAGACUGCUUCUGAGAUGCGCGACUGA
Messenger RNA from Symbiodinium sp. CCMP2592, 1377 nucleotides. Lineage: Eukaryota; Dinophyceae; Suessiales; Symbiodiniaceae. The record is from the annotation of a GenBank genome assembly.